Molecule: messenger RNA, 2811 nt
Organism: Agelaius phoeniceus (red-winged blackbird)
Lineage: Eukaryota; Metazoa; Chordata; Aves; Passeriformes; Icteridae
Source: RefSeq, a predicted model, not a curated record
AUGGAUGGCGUUUUCCUGUCGCCCAGCGAGGAUGAGUUCGUGAGCAGGAUCGUGGAGGAGCUCGAGCACUUCAUGGAGCAGGGCCAGCACCACCGAGUGCUCCUGUUCCCACCCCUGUCCAGCCGCCUCAGGUACCUGAUCCACAGGACCGUGGAGAACAUGGAACUGCUCAGCAGCUUCUCGGUGGGAGAGGGCUGGAGGAGGAGGACAGUCAUUUGUCACUCAGCUGUCAGGCUUCCCAACGAGACCUCGAGUGAGCAAAAGGCCGGGCCCAACCCGUCCCGUGUGCAGCGCCCCGUGCAGCCCUGGGGCCGGGGGGGCCGGGGGGCCCGGCUGCGCCACCCCGGGGACACCCACGGGGACACUGCCCGUGCCAGCGUGGGCUCGGGCAGGAUCUCCCGGCCGCCCAGGAGGAAGCCAGAGAAAGCCCCGUUCGUGCCCAGAGGGGGCCGGAAAAAGGAGAAUUGGAGAGAGCGGGAGAGCCCCGGGGACGGGGACGCGGCUCCAGGAGGGGAAAAGGGCACCAGGAAUUCCAGCCGGGAGCAGCAGGAGCUGGGCAGGGCUGGAGGCAGCCCUAGGAGGCAGCAGGAGCCUGAGGAUGUCCCUGGGAAAGGCAGCGCCGAGCAUCCCCUGUGUGACGAGGAGGUGCCGUCCUUAGGGAAUGGCGGCGAUUCCUGCGAGCGGGAAGGCCGGGAUGAGGACUGUUCCCAUUCCCCUCGUUCUGCACACCACAAACACCCGCCCCAGGCAGGGCAGGAAGAACCAAGCCAUGGCAGCACCAUCGCUGCAGAGGGCAGCGAGUUCCAGGCCCCACUGCAGGAGAAGGAAUCCAGCCGGGAUUCCAGAGGGUCGGAGUGCGGGGGCAGCUCUGUCCCUUUGGAGAACCACGGUGGCACUGUGCCAGCCCCAGCUGUGCCAGCCCCAGCCAUGCCAGCCCCAGCUGUGCCAGAGUCUCAGACCCUGCAGAGCAGCAGCAGCGGCCAGCCCCUCUCUGCAGAGCAGCAUUCCUGGAAUUCCCAGGGAGUCCAGGCUGUUCCCAGCCCCAGCGCUGGGCAGGUGGAGCAGGAGCCCCUGCAGAAGGUUCUGGAAGGCCCAGCUGAGGCUCUGGCUGCCCCUGAGCCGCUCCAUGGUGCGGAUCCGAGCGCUCCGGGGCAGAGGAAGGAGGAAGAGGAGGACAAGGAAGGCUCUGGUGUGGCCGAGGCGCUGAGGAGGGGCCUGGAUUUGGCUGCAGGGGACAGAGAGGGGCCGAGGCUCGAGGACGACUGCACGGCAGAGCUGCUGGCAGAGAUCGUUGGGAAUUUGUCAGUGAAGGACAUCAGCAUCGAGAGGAUCACUGUGGAUUAUCCUGGCCAUGGGGAGGCCCAGGUCAGCGAGGGGGACCUGGGCCACGUCACCGAGAUCUACGACUUCCCCUCGUCCCUGCAAACCGAGGAUCUGCUGGAAAUGUUCUCAGAUUUCCAUGAAAGUGGCUUCAAAAUCCAGUGGGUGGAUGACACCCAUGCCCUGGGAAUCUUCUCCAGCUCCUCCACAGCCUCGCAGGCCCUGGGCCGCCGCUACCCCUGCCUGAAGAUCCGGCCCCUGCUCCACGCCAGCAAACAGGCCAAGGUCAGGGCCCUGCAGAGACCAAAGCUGCUCCAGCUGGGGAAGGAGAGGCCGCAGACGGACACGGCCGUGGCCAGGAGGCUCCUGUCCCACGCCCUGGGCUGGAGGCAGCGGCAGCAGGAGCCCGUGGGGAGCGAAGAUUUCCAGCCAGAAUCCUUGGAGCAGGAGGAAUAAUCCCAAAAAACCCCAAAACCAAGGCCAAGGCCGUCAGGAUGAGCUUGGCUGUGCUGUUGAAUGCAUGCAGGGCAGGGGCUGUUCCUGGCCUGGGAAUUCUCAUUGGGGUUUUUUGGAGCCCUGGCAGUGCUGGGGUUCUGUGCUGGGGCUUCCAGAGCCUUUGGGGCAGCUGCAGGAAUGAGGGGGUUUCUUCAGUCCUUAUUCUUGCUCUGUUUUCCAACAAAAAAUAGGCAUUAAGAGUUAAGAAAAUUGGGAUUUUUUGUUUUUUUUUGGGGGGCCAAAAAUUAACUCCAAGCAAGGAGUUAACAGAAGUUAACAGAAAAAAUCUGUUCCAAGUUUGUUGUGAUGUUGCUGUUCUGAUAUCCCAGAAAACUGACAGGCAGUGAAUCCAAGUUUUAGGGAAUUUUUUCCUUCUUUACAGAGUUUCAAGAGCCUGAAAGUUCCCUGUUGGUGAGGAAGAAAACCUCAUUAGGGAAAAUUUGCUCAUUAGGGAAAAAAACUCCAGAAUUUGCCUGUGCUGAUGUGCCCAGAACUGGGUUUAAAAUGAGCUUCCACCCCCAUCCCAGGCUCUGCUCCUGCUCCAGUCUGGAAUUCUGGGGAAAAACUGGAAUUUUCCAAUUGCCAGGAGGUUAAAACCCAGUGCCCUCUGGAGCACUGGAGAAAUGACAAAUACUCAAAAUAUUUCUGCAUUUUUAAGCCCCUGUGGGGUGGGGUUUUGGGGGAAGUUUGGAAUUCCCUGUGGAAUUCCAGGUAACUUUGAUGUAGGAGAGGGGGGAAAAACCCCCAUACUUCCAUGAAUUGUGAGGAGAAAAUACACCAAGGGCUUCUAAAGUGAUAGAUAGAUAUAUAUAUAUUUUUUUUUUUCCCAGGGAAAAGGUUUUUAUUGGAGCUCUGUGUGUCCUCAGACAAACAGAGGAAUUCCCACAGGAGCAGAUCCUUGGGGAUGAGAGGCAGAAAUUCCCUCUGCAAGGUGCACAAGGAUGAUUCAUCCUUGCAAAAAAAGAUGGAAUGUCCGGCCAGGAGGCGAUUCCUGGU